AUGGAUACUGGAUAUCUGUGGAUUUAUAUUAACAAGGUACAUGGUCAUCUCAAAUUUUUUAAUUUACAUUAGAUUAAUUUUUCUUAUAAAUAUUCCUAUACUUCCCCCGGGAUUUUGUAAUCUCUUCCUUUUGAAGUCAGAACAGUAAAUUUUACUAUCCAAUUAACAACAGGUACAAAUUAAAUUUCUGGCUAAAUUAAAUUUACAUCUAAUGCAAUUUAAGGAUAGGUUUCAUUAAAAAAUAUUCAUGUCUCUAAACGAUAAUAUUAUCCAUCUUGUAUUUCAUGCACAGGUCCAGAGAAUAAUUAGUGUACAUAAUGCUAUUAUGGAAUACCAAAAAACAUUUUUCCAACUUGUCCACCUAAUCAAUAUUAAUAGAGGUUAAAUGGAU
This is a messenger RNA of Paramecium sonneborni, 391 nucleotides long. The record is from the annotation of a GenBank genome assembly. NCBI's taxonomy places the organism in Eukaryota, Ciliophora, Oligohymenophorea, Peniculida, Parameciidae.